AAAACUGACUGACUGACUGACUGACUCAGAGGAGGGGGAGAGUUUUACGACAGUACGGACCGGAGGAAGACACGGGAGCGUGGCUGUACAGGGACACCCGAGCAAAUCCGACCGUACACAGCACGCAGAAAUGGCGGAGCACCACGCAGUCAGCGACGGCAAGCACAAAGCGUCCGCCAAUGCCGGGAGCUCGGUGCACGGGAACAGCAGACCCGGCGCCGCGGCUGCAGGAGGAGGAGGAGGCAGCAGCAGCAGCAGCAGCAAAGGAGGCCUGUCUGGCGGACUGACACAACCAGCAGGGUGGCAGUCUUUACUCUCCUUUAGCAUCCUUUUUCUGGCCUGCCUGGCCGGUUUCAGCUCCAGACUUUUCGCGGUGAUCCGGUUCGAGAGCAUCAUCCACGAGUUUGAUCCCUGGUUCAACUACAGAUCAACACACCAUCUCACCACAAAUGGCUUCUACGAGUUUCUAAACUGGUUCGAUGAAAGAGCCUGGUACCCUCUGGGCAGGAUUGUUGGUGGCACGGUAUAUCCGGGGUUAAUGGUGACUGCGGGCCUCAUCCACUACGUGCUCAACCUGCUCCACAUCACCGUCCACAUUCGCGAUGUGUGCGUCUUCCUGGCGCCGGUGUUCAGCGGCCUGACCGCCAUCUCCACCUUCCUGCUGACACGCGAGCUGUGGAACCAGGGCGCAGGACUGCUGGCGGCCUGCUUCAUAGCCAUCGUCCCAGGCUACAUCUCCCGCUCUGUCGCCGGCUCAUUUGACAAUGAGGGCAUCGCCAUCUUCGCCCUGCAGUUCACCUAUUACCUCUGGGUGAAAUCAGUGAAGACAGGCUCGGUGUUUUGGACUAUUGGCUGUUGCCUCUCAUAUUUCUACAUGGUGUCAGCAUGGGGAGGCUACGUGUUUAUUAUCAACCUGAUUCCCCUGCAUGUGUUUGUGCUGCUGCUGAUGCAACGCUACAGCAGAAGAGUCUACAUCGCUUACAGCACUUUCUACAUUGUGGGUCUCGUACUGUCGAUGCAGAUCCCCUUCGUUGGCUUCCAGCCAAUCAGGACGAGCGAGCACAUGGCUGCAGCUGGUGUAUUUGCACUUCUCCAAGCCUACGCCUUCCUGCAGUACCUGAAGGACAGGCUGACCAAACAGGAAUUCCAGACACUUUUCUUCCUCGGAGUGUCUCUAGCUGCUGGCGUUGUCUUCCUCACAGUGAUCUAUCUCACAUACACAGGAUACAUCGCUCCGUGGAGUGGUCGUUUCUACUCUCUCUGGGACACCGGCUACGCUAAGAUCCACAUCCCCAUCAUAGCAUCUGUGUCAGAGCACCAGCCGACGACGUGGGUCUCCUUCUUCUUUGACCUCCACAUCCUGGUCUGCACGUUCCCAGCGGGCCUCUGGUUCUGCAUCAAGAACAUCAAUGACGAACGAGUGUUUGUUGCUCUUUACGCCAUCAGUGCCGUGUAUUUCGCCGGCGUGAUGGUGCGUCUGAUGCUGACACUGACUCCAGUGGUGUGCAUGCUGUCAGCCGUGGCUUUCUCCAGUGUGUUUGAGCACUACAUGGGAGACGACACAAAGAGGGAGAAACCCCCGGCCGAGGACAGCAGCGACGAGGACGACAAGAGGAACUCUGGGAAUCUCUAUGACAAGGCCGGAAAGGUGCGCAAACAUGUGUCAGAGCAGGAGAAAGCAGAGGAGGGCUUGGGUCCAAACAUCAAGUCCAUAGUCACCAUGCUCAUGUUGAUGCUGCUCAUGAUGUUCGCUGUCCACUGCACCUGGGUCACUAGCAACGCCUACUCCAGUCCCAGCGUGGUGCUCGCCUCGUACAACCACGACGGCACGCGUAACAUCCUGGAUGACUUCAGGGAGGCGUACUACUGGUUGAGACAGAACACAGACGAGCAUGCACGCGUCAUGUCGUGGUGGGAUUACGGGUACCAAAUAGCAGGGAUGGCCAACAGGACUACACUAGUAGAUAAUAACACAUGGAACAACAGUCAUAUAGCACUGGUGGGGAAAGCCAUGUCAUCCAAUGAGAGCGCGGCCUACAAAAUCAUGAGGUCGUUGGACGUGGACUACGUGCUGAUCAUCUUCGGAGGUGUAAUAGGUUACUCGGGCGACGAUAUAAACAAGUUCCUGUGGAUGGUGAGGAUAGCAGAGGGAGAGCACCCUAAGGACAUCAGGGAGAGCGACUACUUCACCCCUCAGGGAGAAUUUAGAGUGGACAAGGCCGGUUCACCCACUCUGCUCAACUGCCUCAUGUAUAAGAUGUCCUAUUACCGAUUUGGUGAAAUGCAGCUGGACUUCCGGACGCCGCCUGGUUUCGACCGGACACGCAACGCCGAGAUUGGCAACAAGGAUAUUAAGUUCAAGCACCUGGAGGAGGCCUUCACCUCAGAGCACUGGUUGGUCCGGAUCUACAAGGUCAAGAAUCUGGACAACAGGGAGCCGCUGGACCACAAGCUUCGUAGCGUGGUGCCAAAGCAGAAGUACACCUCCAAAAAGACUGCCAAGAGGAAGCGAGGACACAUCAAGAACAAGCUCGCCCUGAGAAAAGGCAAGAAGCUACAAAAAAAAUAACCAUGACGAACUCCUCUAGGAAAACAAAUUAAUGCGAAGAAACCUCUUAACAACCAAUGAAGAAGAACACAGCAGGGGCCAUUUAUCCGGCACUUGGUCUCAAGCGCUUCUCUUUAGAGCGCCCCCGUGUGUUGAGGAAGUUGAAGUGUCAUAUCUGGCUCGCUCCAGGACUGUUUUCUGUUUUAAUCCCUGAGGACCUUUGUCUUGCUUAUUUUCUCCUGUUUUUGUUUUUUCUGUUGUUUUUUUUUUACUUUGUAUUUGAAUGUGUGGCAAGGCAUAGGGCUGCUCUACUUGGUUUUGGCGUCGAUUCAACUUUCUUUUCUUUUUUUAAAUUUUUUUGCGGUACAUUUAAUUAACUGCUUAUCCAGUACAGGGGGGAUCGGGUGACGGGGGGAAAAGAGAAAUAAGACUUAGGAACAUUUUGCACCAAAGACCCAUUGACCCUGACCUUGCUCCAUGGCACAUGUGAACUCAUUAAUGAGAGUGAGGAAGCGCAGGAGUUGAAAGCAGAGGACUUGUUCCUGACACGUGUACAGAGGAGCGUAUGCGGUAUGGAGGAACGUCACUGUCUAGGCACAGCCCACCUGUAAUAUUAACCUUUUUAACCAUCACCAUCUCCUUUAUGUCUGCCUGACCCCCUGUCUUUCUUUUUCCAACAAAUUCUUUAGAAAAAAAAAAGUCAAAUUGGCCUAAUAUGUAAAUAUGUUAUGUAAAGAAAAUGACUAAAAAGGAUUAUAAUAUAUUGGAUUAUUGUGGUGAUUUUUAAAUAUGCAGUUUUUUUGUUAGUUUUUUUUCUCUUAAUUUCAUUUAUGUGAUUGUUUUUGUUUUUUUAUGACAACAACUAGAACAGCGAAUGCAAUAAUUCUUGUACAGAGGGGCUUGAGAUUUUGUUGAAAGAAUGAAUGUGAAUUUUUACAAUGCCCCCACCUGCCCACCUUACCUGACCCCACCCAA
Molecule: messenger RNA, 3523 nt
Organism: Scomber japonicus (chub mackerel)
Lineage: Eukaryota; Metazoa; Chordata; Actinopteri; Scombriformes; Scombridae
Product: dolichyl-diphosphooligosaccharide--protein glycosyltransferase subunit STT3B
Exons: 16
Coding region: 131-2569 (812 amino acids)
Biological process (GO): post-translational protein modification
Cellular component (GO): membrane
Molecular function (GO): dolichyl-diphosphooligosaccharide-protein glycotransferase activity
Source: RefSeq, a predicted model, not a curated record